CAAAACAACUAGAACCUCACGUGAAUCCACGGAAGUAUUAACAUGACAGAUACAGCUAUUUCGAUAAAAAAUUAAGCUUAAAUUGAUAGUGUUAUCAGUGAAUUCAUUUUCAAAGCUUUUAAUGUUGUAAAGUUUUAAUAUUAACAAAAGAAACCAUGCAUAACAAAGCGAAUUUUUGUGCUGUGUUAUUUCUUGGUAUCCUCAAAUAUUCGAUAGCUUUGCAAAGUCCUUUUGAGAACGAUGUUUUUGAGAAUAAUGAUAUUGAGUCAGCUCCAGUCCCCAUUGUAAUAUGGCAUGGUAUGGGUGACACUUGCUGUAAUCCUAUGAGUAUGGGUUCAAUAGUCAAGUUCCUACACCAAAGUAUUCCAGGAGUUUACGUCAAGUCUCUGAAAAUCGGUUCAAAUUUCCUAGAAGAAAUGGAGAACAGUUUUCUUAUGAAUUCAAAUGAUCAAAUUGAUCUGGCAUGCAAUGAGAUAAAAAAUGACACAUUGUUGAGAAAUGGAUAUAAUGCAAUUGGGUUUUCUCAAGGGGGUCAAUUUCUUCGAGCUGUUGCCCAAAGAUGCCCAAAUCCUGCUAUGAAAACUUUAAUUACAUUUGGUGGACAGCACCAAGGCGUUUAUGGAUUUCCUAGAUGUCCUGGCGAAAAUGCAACUUUGUGUGAUUAUGUGAGGAAGUUGCUUAACAUAGGAGCUUAUGUUGAUUGGAUUCAGAAGCACUUGGUUCAAGCACAGUAUUGGCAUGAUCCUCUUCACGAAGAUGAAUAUAAGGCUAAGAGUAUUUUUCUAGCAGACAUCAACAAUGAACGUGUUAGAAACGAAACUUACAAAACAAACUUGAAAAAACUUGAGAACUUUGUGAUGAUCAUGUUUCUUCAAGAUCAUAUGGUGGAUCCAAAAGAAUCUGAAUGGUUUGGAUAUUAUAAACCAGGUCAGUCCAAUGAUAUUUUGAAGCUCCAGGACACAGAAUUGUACAAAGAAGAUUGGCUUGGAUUAAAAGAAAUGGAUCAAAAGGGUAAACUUCAUUUCUUAGAAAUUGAUGCUGAUCAUCUAUCUAUUAGUUUAAAAUGGUUUAAGGAAAAUGUUGUGGACAAGUUUUUAGUAUGAAUUAAAUGUAUCAAUGUAUAUAAGUAAAGUGAACUGACAAGUAAAUUGAAUUCUUGUAUGCCAAUGAUGGUAAUUUUUUUCAUCAGCUGCUUUGCCAAUUACACAUUUGACGUUAUUAAAAUGUUUUAUUUAACAUAUUCUAAUGAGAAGUCUUUGCUUUUAGCAAUUUAGCUACUGGAAAUCUAUUUCUAAGGUUAAUUCGAAAUUAUUCUUAAUUUAAAGCGUAGUUGUUUCGACUUGUAUGAGAUAUUUAGACCAAGUUACGGUAACGUAGAACUAAUAGAAGCAUUUGGGCAUUUAACAAAAAAGCAAAUUAUAUCUUCAAAUUUGGCUAAUCAUCAGUUGAACUUUACUAUAUAUAGACUAUUUAUAAAUUUACUAUACAUGGGAGGAGGGGGGACGCUCAUUAAAAUUUCCAUUCAACUAUAAAAUAAUCUGCCUAUUGCAUUAUUUAUCUCCAUGCAACAUCGUUACCAUGACAGUUGAUAAUGAUAUUAACAGCUGCUAAUUGAUAUUGAUGUGUUACAAUUGGAAUUUUUUUAAAUCAAAUAAUUGCUGUAAUUAAUGACUAAGAGGUCAUUUAUCGAUGUUAUAUUACCGACACAUGUAUUGUAUAUGUACAAGAGAGAAUUUGUUUUAAUACUAUAUAACGUAGUUCAAGUAAACAACAUUCUUUUUUUCUUUUUUCUUUGAACUGUCUGCGACAGUCAAAUCCAAAAGCUAUAAAC
This is a messenger RNA of Uloborus diversus, 1831 nucleotides long. RefSeq names its product palmitoyl-protein thioesterase 1-like. The record is from RefSeq and is a predicted model, not a curated record. Lineage: Eukaryota; Metazoa; Arthropoda; Arachnida; Araneae; Uloboridae. Gene Ontology annotation, cellular component: lysosome. The coding region runs from base 156 to 1103 and encodes 315 amino acids. Gene Ontology annotation, molecular function: palmitoyl-(protein) hydrolase activity. Gene Ontology annotation, biological process: protein depalmitoylation; receptor-mediated endocytosis. The transcript has a single exon.